UCUAUUUUGCUUUCUCUUACUUUAACAGCCACAACAAUCCCUCUCUCUUUCCCCCCUUCUCUCUCUAGAAACAUCAUCAAAAUCUAAUCCUCUUGUAUCUCUUCGUCUCUCUGUGUUUGAAGCUUGAGAAUUUUUUGUUUUUCUUGGUUUAAUUUGUUUAGUGCAUGGCAGUGAGUUUGUUCGCACAUGAGGUGUCAGACCUAUGCCUUGGAAAGCCUGCGCUUAGGUCACUUUCUUUCACCGCCACCGUUGGCGAAGCCUUAUCGGCAUUGAAGAAGCUCGGAGAUAGCUGUAUAAGCGUUUGGAGCUGUGACCAUUCGAAGAGUAGUUGUAUUGGGGAUGAGAGUUGUUGUAGAUGUGUAGGGAAGGUUUGCAUGGUCGAUGUUAUCUGUUUUCUCUGCAAGGAAGAUAACCUUUCGUCUCCUUUGACGGCGCUUCAAGCUCCGGUUUCCGAUUUGAUUCCUAAGGAUACUACGCUUGUUAGGCAUUUGGAACCCAACGCCAGCUUGGUGGAGGCCAUAGAUCUAAUUCUUGAAGGUGCACAGAACCUGGUUAUACCAAUUCAAACCAAGAACAGUACAAGAAAGAAGCCCCUCAUCAACAACCCCUUGUCUGACUCCACCCUCCACAAAAACCGGGAAUACUGCUGGCUCACCCAGGAAGAUAUUAUCCGCUACCUCCUCAACUGCAUAGGCCUCUUUUGCCCCACCGCAAUCAACCCCAUCAACGCCCUUAAAGUCAUUGAUUUCGACGACAUCCCAGUCGUCCAUUACGAUGACCCUGCAUCAUCUGCAUUGACCCUUAUCUCCAACUCACUUGUUCAUCAAACCUCUGUUGCCAUUGUUGAUGUGGAAGGCAAGUUGAUAGGUGAAAUCUCACCCUUCACCCUCAAUUCCUGCGAGGAGACCACAGCAGCGGCCAUAGCAACUCUCUCCGCUGGGGAUUUGAUGGCAUACAUUGACGGCGGUGGUCCACCAGAGGACUUAGUGCAGCUAGUGAAAGAGAGACUCGAGGAGCGUAGUUAUGGGGCAUUUGUGGAGUUGAUGGAAGAAGAAUCCACAAUUUCAUCAUCUUCUUCAUUUUGUUCAUGCUCAUCAGAUGACGAGUUUGGCCCGGUGAGGAGUGGGAAGCUAGGCAGCUACUCAGCGAGGCUGGUAAGAAGGUCGGAAGCCAUUGUGUGCUACCCUUGGAGCUCGAUGGUGGCAGUGAUGAUUCAAGCUCUUGCCCACCGUGUGAGUUAUGUGUGGGUUGUUGAAGAGGAUGGAACUUUGUCUGGCAUUGUUACAUUUGCAGGAAUGUUGAAAGUUUUCCGGGAACACGUGAAAUCUAUGGGAUAAGCUGCAUAAGCCCCCAUAAGAUGAGAGGAUUCAAAUCCUAUGAAGCAAAAAUGCUAAAACUUGAAGCUAAACACCAACGAUUUCAAUAUUCGUGACUAAAAUAUACCAUGCAGAGACAUCAACCUUUCAAACUCGUUAAUAUUAUUGUACUAAAUACUUUUUACUUGCUUUAUUAUUAUUGAUAUGAUAAAGUCAUACAUAUAUGACUCUAGAUUCUUUUU
Ziziphus jujuba (common jujube) is the source of this 1558-nucleotide messenger RNA. RefSeq names its product CBS domain-containing protein CBSX5. The transcript is spliced from 2 exons. The record is from RefSeq and is a predicted model, not a curated record. NCBI's taxonomy places the organism in Eukaryota, Viridiplantae, Streptophyta, Magnoliopsida, Rosales, Rhamnaceae. The coding region runs from base 165 to 1337 and encodes 390 amino acids.